AGAGUUCAAACCAUACGGAGUACUCCUCUAGGCCACCCACUCCAUACAAGAGAAGAGAUCGCGAUUACUCCGCGUUCAAGUCACUAAGUGUUUCAAUAUCUGUACACUUUUAGACUCUGAUUAUAUUUACGAUCCGACACAUGCCAAAAGGUUGCUUCCUGGACUUCGCAUAGAACAAAUAAUGAUAAUAUUUGGAGUACCAAGGAAAUUCUUUAGAGGAUAACACUACUUUAUAAUAAAGAAGUCGGAGAUGACAUACUCUUAACAAAGUUAUAGUGUACCAUUAGUAACAUCUUGUGUGACAUAACCUUUGACUUACAUUGCACAUUCUAAUUUUAAAGUAUAAAUGCAACGCAGUGUUUAGUAAUGGCGUUGAACGGAACACCUCCACACGUUGUCACUGCUUGGCCAAGGGAUCCAACUGAAGACAUGGGUCCAACGACUCCUACGGCAGCUCAGACUCCAGUCCAAUCGGUGCCUGCAGUUCCAUCAGCAAUUGUGGAAUCCUCAGCGUCAGUGACCCAGUCUGGACCUCCGGCACCCCAGACACAACAAACGACGACGAAUGGUUCUAUGUCAAUCACAAACGGAUCUACAAAUGGUUCAUCAACACCAGAAAAUAAGCAACAACAAAUAGAAUGUGUUGUAUGUGGUGACAAAAGUUCGGGAAAACAUUAUGGACAAUUUACUUGUGAAGGAUGCAAAAGUUUUUUCAAACGAUCCGUUCGGAGAAAUUUGAACUAUACUUGUAGAGGAAGUCGGAACUGUCCUAUUGACCAACACCAUCGAAACCAGUGUCAGUAUUGUCGUCUGAAAAAAUGUCUGAAGUCCGGAAUGAGGAGGGAAGGUAGGUGCCGUUCGACAUCCGACCCAGUCUACUACUCAGUUAUCCCUUACAACAACCAGCCUGGCGCAAUUUAUUCAAAAGCUGUCCAAAGAGGACGAAUACCCCCUACCCAGCAUCCUUUCCCAGGACAAAUGGGAUAUGAGAAUGGUUUUCCACUAAAUGGACAUACUUACCUUUCAAGCUUUAUUUCUAUGCUAUUGAGAGCAGAACCCUAUCCUACGUCUCGAUAUGGCCAAUGUAUGCAACCCAACAAUAUAAUGGGAAUUGAGAAUAUUUGUGAACUUGCAGCCAGACUGCUUUUCAGUGCAGUAGAGUGGGCUCGCAAUAUUCCAUUUUUUCCCGACUUGCAGAUUACAGAUCAAGUAGCUCUACUCCGUCUAAGUUGGAGCGAACUAUUUGUAUUAAAUGCGGCACAGUGCUCUAUGCCUUUGCACGUGGCACCGUUGUUAGCCGCAGCAGGACUUCAUGCCAGUCCUAUGGCUGCAGACAGAGUUGUAGCUUUCAUGGACCACAUAAGAAUCUUUCAAGAGCAAGUGGAAAAAUUAAAAGCCCUACACGUUGAUUCAGCCGAGUACAGCUGUUUGAAAGCAAUAGUCCUUUUUAGUUCAGAUCGAAAACCCGAGUCAGUUCCGUCCCAAAGGCACUCUAUGAAUGGUUACAAUACCUGCGGACUAACUGAUAUGAACCACGUUGACAGUAUUCAAGAGAAAUCACAGUGUGCCCUAGAGGAAUAUGUUCGGAGUCAGUACCCAAACCAACCAACCAGAUUUGGUAAACUACUCCUCCGACUUCCGUCUCUAAGGACUGUCAGUUCACAAGUAAUUGAGCAGUUAUUUUUUGUUAGAUUAGUUGGGAAGACACCAAUAGAGACAUUAAUCAGAGACAUGCUUCUAAGUGGAGGCUCAUUCAACUGGCCAUAUAUGCCGCUCCAAUGACUAUAAAAGAUUAAUAUGUUGUCGAUUGUGAACCAUGGAUGUAUGAUUUAAUUGUCAAGGGUAUUUCAAACCCACUGCAAUUUUUUUACACAAAAUAUAAUGAUUAUCAAUUAAAUUAUAAUUGAACAUCUAUAUAUCUUUUAAAUGUAAAUUCUCCGAGCUUAGGCAAAUGUCCAUAAAGUUUUCUCAGUAGUAAGAUUAAAGAAAUCACACCCAUUCCCAAAAAUGUCGUAUUUUCAUGGUUCAGAAUAGCAACAAAUAAAAACUCAACCUAGUCUUUCUGUCAAACGAAAUGUUGUUACAAAUUUUGAGUUGUUGAUUAAUAUAAUCUUUUUUUUAAAGUUCAACAUACUUUAGAUUAUUGUUGAUUUUUUUUUUGGUUUUGUAUAAGAUAAUUUUGUGUUUUUAUUUUACAUUAAUGCAUAAUGAAGAACUUUAUUCCAAAUACGCAUAUAUAAGGCAUAUUGUGUUGCUAACAUGGACUUCAAUGAUGGCAACCUUUGUGAAAUGGGCAGCAAAAGUGCUUCCUAAUAAUUGCUUUUGUUUACUAGCAGUAUCCAUUUGCAGAAGAUGAUUUGUUUUGCUAUAUCAUUUAUUUUGUUUGAAUAUCAUUUUAUAUUUACCUUUUAGUGCUAUCAUAAUAACAUUAUUUAACCGAGAACUACGCACAAGUUCUAAAAUCUGAGUGUUAACAUUGCAGGGCAGCUUACAAACAAUGUAAACCGUUGCAAAAUGCAUAUUCAUUUUUACAAAGCAUUGUAAUCAUUCAUUUAUACAUUUAGGUUGUAAACCAGAAUCUAGUUUGUUGAAAUGCAAGUUUAAUUUAUCCGUAUAAAAUAUGGUUUCUUACAGUUAAAGUCUCUCUAGAAAUAUGGUUAAUUAAUACAGCUAAAACAGUUAAUGUACCUCUAGAAAAAAAAAGAAAGAAAAAGAAAAGCAUUAUGCAGAAAGAACAAACAAUUCAUAAUUCAAGAAUGAAAAUGACUAAUGUUUAGUCUUAAGAAUAUAAAUGAUUAUUCUCAAAAGAACAUGCAAUUCACUAUAUAUACAUAUACCCAUCAUGUAAAGGUGUUGUAUAACUGGCGGAAGAAUUCUAUUACGCGGUUUCGCGGAAGCGGUAUUUUUAAAUUUAUCUGCAUUUCAAACAAGCUAGAAUCAAAAGACUGUUUGGAUCGUAGUCAAUUCCAGGUUAGUGUGUUGCGAUGCAGUCACCCCCAGUCAUUUAUAGUGUUGUAGAUAUUUUCUUUGCGGCAAAAAUAUGAGACGAGAAAUUAAACAAGCCGUGUUUUGUAUUAAUGUAUGUCUUUGUGUUUUGUUUUGUUAUUUUUGGUUCAAAACCAGUUUUUAUUUGUACAUUUACUCAGUAAACAGUUUAAGAGGAGUAUGUUAGUGUUUACUUAGUGAACAUAUUGUACACAGUCACUAUAUAGAGAGAAAUAAAGUUGCUCCGACAAGGUAGUUUAAAACAUGCAUUCCAAGAACUUAUAUAUAAAAAGUACAGCUCUAAGCUGUUGAAGUUGUGUUCACCAGAUAAGAUUAAACCAAAGUGGUUAUCUCCCUUGUUUAGGCAAUGACUAUGUUACGUGUUUUGCUAUGUGUGACAUUAUUGUCAAGUUAUCUGUGUUGUGUAGGUGUCUCAGACACCACAAUUUAUCCAUUGCUUAAAAUUUAAUUAAAGUGUUGUAAACAUA
Molecule: messenger RNA, 3473 nt
Organism: Mytilus californianus (California mussel)
Lineage: Eukaryota; Metazoa; Mollusca; Bivalvia; Mytilida; Mytilidae
Product: nuclear receptor subfamily 2 group F member 1-A-like
Exons: 4
Coding region: 367-1782 (471 amino acids)
Biological process (GO): anatomical structure development; cell differentiation; regulation of transcription by RNA polymerase II
Molecular function (GO): nuclear receptor activity; zinc ion binding; RNA polymerase II cis-regulatory region sequence-specific DNA binding
Source: RefSeq, a predicted model, not a curated record